Molecule: messenger RNA, 5956 nt
Organism: Rhea pennata
Lineage: Eukaryota; Metazoa; Chordata; Aves; Rheiformes; Rheidae
Gene: EIF4G1
Product: eukaryotic translation initiation factor 4 gamma 1
Exons: 33
Coding region: 160-5001 (1613 amino acids)
Cellular component (GO): eukaryotic translation initiation factor 4F complex
Molecular function (GO): translation initiation factor activity; protein binding; mRNA binding
Source: RefSeq, a predicted model, not a curated record
GGAAAUGGUCGUGCUGCGCUGCGCUGCGGCUGCGUCGGGCCGCGCGCGCUGAAGGAGACUGAAGUCAGUCGGAUGAAAGGUCUCUGCAGGCCCGCUCAGUCGGCCCAGGUUUUUCCCGCGGGGGGAUAGCGAGGGGAUCCUUAUGCACAACCACAUGAAAUGAACAAAGCUCCACAGCCCACAGGAGGAGCCCCGACAGCCCCGCACCCUGCCCCUUCUCCUGGACUUCCACAGUCGACGUUCCCACCCGGUCAGACGGCACCCGUGGUUUUUAACCCAGCACCGACCUCACAAAUGAAUACGCCUUCUCAGCCGCGACAGCAUUUCUACCAGAACAGGGCGCAGCCUCCCACGAGCGCGUCUCGCGUGCAGAGUAACACGACGGCCCGGCCUGGCCCGCCUGCCCAUGUGUAUCCAGCUGCUUCCCAGGUGAUGAUGAUACCCUCCCAGAUAUCCUACACACCUUCCCAAGGAGCGUAUUACAUUCCCGGACAGGGUCGCUCCACGUACGUUGUCCCGACCCAGCAGUACCCAGUGCAGCCUGGUGCCCCCGGUUUUUACCCUGGAGCUAGCCCUACAGAGUUCGGGACUUACGCGGGUGCCUAUUACCCAGCCCAGGGGGUGCAGCAGUUCCCGGCGGGGGUCCCCACGGCCCAGGUCAUGAUGAGCCAGCAGCCACCAAUUCCCCCAAAGCGAGAGCGCAAGACGAUCCGGAUACGAGACCCUAACCAAGGCGGCAAAGAUAUCACUGAAGAAAUCAUGUCAGGAGCAAGGACCUCAUCCACCCCCACACCUCCCCAGGCUGGAAGUGGUUUGGAGCCGCAGGCCAACGGAGAGACGCCGCAUGUAGCAGUUAUUGUCCGACCGGAUGACCGCCCGAAACCCGCGCUGGUGGUAAGCAAGCCUGUCUCCUUGGAGCCCAGCAAGUCGGCGUCGCCGUCACCUCCCCCUCCCCUCAUUCCUGAGAUGGAGCCCGUGCUGCUCUCAGCCGUGACGCUGGUGCCAAUGGAGCCCCCCGUGGAUGCGGACACUAAAGCGGAGCUGGGCGAGGUGCUGCCUGACCCGCACGAGACUUUUAGCGCCAUCACUACAGUGCCAGGGGCUGUGGAGCUGCCCCUCGUGCCUGCCCCCGACAUGGACACUGUGGUCCUGGAGGAGGAAGCUGCCAUUCCCCUCCUAGAGCCUGCCCCGGAGGUGCCUGAGCUGCCUGAGGUGCAGCCGGUGCCUGUUGUCCCCACGAUGCCAGCCGGGCCCCCAGUGCCGGCACCGGCGUCGCCUCCGCUUGUACUGCAGGCCCCUGAAGCACCCGCCAAACCCGCCUCCCCCAGCCCCCCGCCACCCCCGGAAGAGCCCUGCCCUGAGGACGCAGCCGAGGCCAACGGGGUCUUAGAGGAGGUGCCCGAGCCGGUCCCCGAGGCACCUGUGUGCCAGCUGGCACCUGUGCCAGCACCUGAGCUGGUGCCUGCGCCCGUCCUGGACUCUCCCAUCGCCCAGCCCGAAGAGCUGCCUCUACCCAACGGGGUGGAGGGCACGGACAAAGUGGAGCCAAGUGAGGAGCAGCCAGAGUCGGAUGUCAGCCCCAUCUCGGAACCCGAGGAGCCGGCCCAGCCGGACACCCCCAGCUCCCCCCCGGCGGAGGAGGAGGAGGAGGAGAGCGAAGGCCCUGCCGAGGCCCAGGAGCGGAGUUCGAGCCCGGCCCCUGCCCCUUUGCAGACCUCGGAGGCGACUGCACCAGUCGCCAUGUCGGUGCCAAAGAAAAAGCGACGAAUGAAGGAACUGAACAAGAAGGAGGCAGUAGGCGAUUUGCUGGAUGCCUUUAAAGAGUCUCAGAUCAGUGACAGUGCCUCAGAGGCGGAGAACAAGCCCCCUGCAUCCGCCCCUGCCCACGAAGCAGAGGACGCAGCCCCCACGCGUCCCCAGGAGGAGUCAGAGGAGACGUGGGAGGAAAAAGAGGACAAGCUGGCCCCAGAGAAGGGCAAGGCUGUGGAUCAGAAGUACCGCUAUAAGGAAGAGCAAUGGAAGCCCCUGAACCCUGAGGAGAAGAAGCGAUACGACCGCGAGUUCCUGCUGGGCUUCCAAUUCAUCUUUGCCAGCAUGCAGAAACCUGAGGGGCUUCCUCAGAUCACGGACGUGGUGCUGGACAAGCCCUGUCUUCUCCCUUUGCAGGCCAACAAGACGCCUCUGAGGGCGCUGGACCCCAUCCGCCUCAGUGGCAUGAACUGCAGCCCUGACUUCACCCCCUCCUUUGCCAACCUCGGCCGGCCUGUCAUGGGUAACCGGAGCCUGCCCUCAGGGUUGGGUCCCCGCCGCUCUCAGCAGAGCCAGAGGAAGGAACCCCGCAAAAUCAUUGCCACUGUGUCCCUCAAUGAGGAUGUCAAGCUGAAUAAGGCUGAAAAGGCCUGGAAACCCAGCAGCAAGCGUGCCUCGGAGGAGGAGGAUCCUGAGAACAUCAAGACACAGGAACUGCUCCGCCGUGUCCGCAGCAUCCUCAACAAGCUGACACCCCAGAUGUUUCAGCAGCUGAUGAAGCAGGUGAUGGAGUUAUCCAUUGACACGGAGGAGCGGCUCAAGGGUGUCAUCGACCUCGUCUUCGAGAAGGCCAUCUCGGAGCCAAACUUCUCUGUUGCCUAUGCUAACAUGUGCCGUUGCCUUAUGGGGCUCAAAGUGCCCACAACAGACAAGCCCACGGUGACUGUGAACUUCCGCAAACUGCUGCUCAACCGCUGCCAGAAAGAGUUUGAGAAGGACAAGGAUGACGAUGAGAUCUUUGAGAAGCGUCAGAAGGAGAUGGAUGAUGCCAGUGCUCCCGAGGAGAAGGCACGCAUGAAGGAUGAGUUGGAGGAAGCGCGGGAUAAGGCCCGCCGAAGAUCCCUGGGCAACAUCAAGUUCAUCGGGGAGCUGUUCAAACUGAAAAUGCUGACGGAGGCCAUCAUGCAUGACUGCGUGGUGAAACUGCUCAAAAACCAUGAUGAGGAGUCUCUUGAGUGCCUUUGCCGCUUGCUUACCACUAUUGGCAAGGACUUGGACUUCGAGAAGGCGAAGCCCAGGAUGGACCAGUACUUCAACCAGAUGGAGAAGAUCAUCAAAGAGAAGAAGACAUCAUCCCGCAUCCGUUUCAUGCUGCAGGAUGUGAUUGACCUCAGACGGAAUAGCUGGGUGCCACGGCGAGGAGACCAGGGCCCCAAAACCAUCGACCAGAUCCACAAGGAAGCAGAGAUGGAGGAGCAUCGGGAACAUAUCAAAGUGCAGCAGUUGAUGUCGAAGGACAAGAGGAGAGGACCCCCUGGGCCAUCCUCCAGCAGUGGCCGCGGGAGCCUGGUCGCGGAUGACGGCUGGAACACAGUGCCCAUCAGCAAGGGCAACCGGCCCAUUGACACCAGCAGGCUAACAAAGAUCACCAAGCCUGGAUCAAUCGACUCCAACAACCAGCUCUUUGCGCCAGGCGGGCGGCUGAGCUGGGGCAAAGGCAGCAGCGGAGGCUCUGGUGCGAAGCCUGCAGAUUCAGCAUCUGAUUCAGGGCGACCGGCCACGAGCACCUUGAACCGCUUCUCAGCACUCCAGCAGUCCACCCCUGCCGAGAGCCUGGAGUCCCGUCGCGUGGUGCAGAGAAGCAGCUCCAGCCGCGACCGGUCAGAGAAGGCUGGGGACAGAGGGGACCGGGAGUCGCGUUCGGAAAAGGGCAGCGACCGCCUGGAGCGUCCUGACCGGGGGGAGCGGGGAGAGAGGAACAGGUCUGCCCUCACCAAGAGGAGCUUCAGCAAAGAGACAGAGGACCGGAGCUGGGAACGGGAGAAGCAAGGCGGCCCCGAGGCCGUACGCAAGGCUGCUAGCAUGACGGAGGAGCGGGACAGGAGCCGAGAGACAAUUAAGCAAGAGCCAGCACCUCCUGCAGAACCCCCCAAGCCCACACUAUCAGAAGAAGAGCUAGAGAAGAAAUCUAAGGCAAUUAUAGAGGAAUACCUGCACAUCAACGACAUGAAGGAGGCCCUGCAGUGCGUGCAGGAGCUGGGCAGCCCCUCCUCGCUCUACGUCUUUGUGCGGAAUGGCAUCGAGUCCACGCUGGAGAGGAGCACAAUUUCUCGAGAGCACAUGGGAGUCCUGCUGUUCCAGUUGGUGAAGGCUGGCACGCUCUCCAAGGAGCAGUACUACAAAGGGCUGCGGGAGAUCCUGGAGAUUGCGGAAGACAUGGAGAUUGACAUCCCACACAUCUGGCUGUACCUGGCUGAGCUUAUCGCACCCAUCCUGCACGAGGAAGGCAUUCCUAUGGAGGAGCUGUUCAGGGAGAUAACAAAACCCUUGGUGCCCAUCGGGAAGGCCACUACACUGCUGGUUGAGGUGCUGGGCUUGUUGUGCAAGGGCAUGAGCCAGAAGAAAGCAGGCAAGCUGUGGCGGGAUGGGGGCCUAAGCUGGAAGGAAUUCCUGCCUGAGGACCAGGAUGUCAACAAAUUUGUCACAGAGCAGAAAUUAGAGUACACGAUGGGAGACAGCUCAGACACGCCGAGCCGCAAGGAGCUGACCUCAGAGGAGCUGUGCAAGCAGAUGGACAAAUUGCUGAAGGAGAACUCAAACAACCAAAGAAUAUAUGACUGGAUCGAGGCUAACCUAAGUGAGCAGCAGGUCUCAUCCAACACGUUUAUCAGGGCGCUGAUGACGUCCGUGUGCCAUUCGGCCAUAGUCUUUGAGAACCCAUACCGCGUAGACGCCCAGGUCAUCCGCAACCGGGCCAAGCUACUGCAGAAGUACAUGCGGGACGAGCAGAAGGAGCUCCAGGCACUCUAUGCCCUGCAGGCCUUGGUGGUGAAGUUGGACCAGCCUCCAAACCUGCUCAGAAUGUUCUUCGAUGCCCUCUACGACGAGGACGUCAUCAAAGAGGAGGCCUUCUACAAGUGGGAGUCAAGCAAGGAUGCAGCUGAGCAGCAAGGCAAAGGGGUGGCCCUCAAAUCAGUGACAGCAUUUUUCACCUGGCUCCGGGAAGCCGAGGAUGAGUCGGACAAUAACUGAGCAGCCGUGAGGAGGAGGAGGAAGGGGGGAGAGAGCAGGGCACCCCAGGGUGUGACUCCAUCUCCUCUCACCCAGUGCCCCGUACCCCUGGCCCCCUGGACUUGUUCAUGCCGGGGUCAAGGGACCUGCUGUGCCCCCAGCAGCCCUCCUCUUUUAUUUCUCUCUCCCCUCUUCCCCUCAUCCUGGUUUUGUUUGCAAGGCCUGUACUAGUUUGUCACGAUGAUAAUAAACAUGCUGACGGAGGCAGCUGUCGCUGUGGGUCCGCUCUGGGCCCCUCCUCUCUCCCCUCCCAGCGCAGGGACCCCAGGUCACCAGGAAGGGGGCAGAGAACCCCUAGACUCAUGUCACGGGGAGACGGGACAGGAUGGGGAUAUUCUCCCCCCUCCUUUCCCCCCUCCUCUUCCUCUCCCCCACUUGCUGAAAUAUAGAGAGAUUAUAUAUAUAUAAACUUAUUAAAUUUGGUUUGGGGACAGGAGCAUGAUUUCUCCCCUUCCCCUGUCCCCCUCUAUUUCCCCAUCACUGCCUGGACUCUUUCCCCCCCCCCCCCAACCUCACCCCAUAGUUUUUUAUUUUAAAUAAAUAAUUUCUCCUCCCCCUUCCCCUCUGCCAGCUCCUGCUCUGACACCUGCGGAGGGGGUGGGGGGGGAGUGACCCCUUCUCUCUGGGGCCAGGCUGAGUCCCUGUCCUCCCCUUCAAAGACCUCAUUCCUCCCCCAAACAUUUAAGGCCACAAUUGGGCAAGCAACGGGGCGGCCCUGCAUCUGUGUCCCCUGUAUUUAUAGAGCGCCGGAUGUGACGAGCCGCACGUGUAAUUAUUAAAACAAGGAUUCAAUUACUGGUCACGUGAAUUUGUAAAUAAUUUUUUUGCUUUUUUUUCUUUAUGGAGUAUUUAAUUGAAGAUUUAAAGGCAUCUUUUCACCUUAAAAAACUGGAAAUAAAAGAACAUUGCUAAAUAA